Messenger RNA from Penicillium subrubescens, 2157 nucleotides. Its product is annotated as oligopeptidase family protein. Gene Ontology annotation, biological process: proteolysis. The record is from RefSeq and is a predicted model, not a curated record. NCBI's taxonomy places the organism in Eukaryota, Fungi, Ascomycota, Eurotiomycetes, Eurotiales, Aspergillaceae. The transcript has 2 exons. Gene Ontology annotation, molecular function: serine-type endopeptidase activity. The coding region runs from base 1 to 2157 and encodes 718 amino acids.
AUGACAAUCCGCCCUAUGAAGUUUACUCCCGAGGUCCUCCUCGGCGCCCCCAGGCGGUCCUCAGCCGUCCCCAACGCCGCAGGCACCCUCGCUGUCUACACCCAAACAUCCUACUCAUUCGACUCGCAUUCUAAGACCAACGAGAUCCGUGUUAUUGACAUUGACUCUGGCCGAUCGGCUCUUAUCACCAAUGAUCCCAGUGCCAGCAACCCCCAGUGGCUGGGCGAUAGCGACCAGCUCGUCUGGCUGAAGAUCAAGCCCAACGGCAACACGAGCUUCAUUGUCGGCAAUGCGCGCGAGGUUGAUAGAACAUACACCGCUGGUACCGUCCCCGGCCCAGUGUCGGAUUUGAAGGUCACUGUCAUCGAACCGGGCAAGAUUGGCUUUGCUGUGUCAGGCAAGGCCAAUACAGACGGUUCCCUGUUCAACCCACACGACGCGAAAAAAUCACACACCACCGGUCGACUGUACACUUCGUUGUUUGUGCGGCAUUGGGAUGCGUACAUUGACCCGCAGAAGUAUGCCAUCUUUUAUGGUUUGCUUGAGCAGGCGCCCCUGUCGCCGGCGCGCAGACAGGCGGGCAAGUACUCGGUUUCGGGACUUACGAAUUUGAUUUCUGUGUCUGGGCUGGGACCGGUUGAAUCGCCAAUUCCCCCUUUCGGUGGUACUGGUGACUUUGAUAUCAGUCCUUCGGCUAUCGUAUUUAUUGCGAAGGACCCGAAUCUAAACCCCGCCACGCACACUGCCUGCGCUUGCUACUAUGCUCCGAUGUUCUCGUGGACCAGUAUGAGCGUCUCAGAUGCCAAGCCCUGCAAGGUAACGAGCCUCCAGGGUGCAAUGGCCUCACCUGUGCUGUCCCCAGAUGGUGGCUCUAUUGCUCUACUGGCUAUGCAGAAGGACGGAUAUGAGUCGGACAAGAAUCGAAUUCUCUAUGCUCCAAACCCGUGGAAUGGCGAGAUGUUUGAGGUAUUCGAGACCGCUGAUGGAAAGGGUGAUUGGGAGCUUAGCCCUUCAGCCGUGUCCUUUGCUCAGGACGGCAAGUCCUUGCUCAUCCAGGUUGAGGAAACCGGCCGUGGAGUCUUGUACCAGUUGCCUCUGGACGGAGUUCGAAAGGCUACUCCUGAUUCACUGAAGAAGCUGACAUGGGAGGGCACUGUGAAUGAUGUCGUUCCUGCUGGGGCCAAGACAUCCAAACUAUUUGUUUCUAGCUCUAGCUUAGUGGAUAACAGUGUGUGGUCUAUCAUUGACCCGGCUCACCCAGACCAAGUCCGGGUCGUCUCGUCGAACUGCCGCGGAGGCUCUGCCUUUGGUUUAUCAUCAGCACAGGUGGACGAGAUCUGGUUCAAGGGAGCCGAGGGCCAUAAGGUGCAUGCCUGGGUGGUGAAGCCUUCCCAUUUCAAGCCCGGGGAGCGAUAUCCCCUGGCCUAUCUGAUCCACGGCGGGCCUCAGGGUGCUUGGAAUGAUUCGUGGAGCACUCGAUGGAACCCUGCCGUAUUCGCCGAACAAGGCUAUGUCGUUGUCACUCCCAAUCCGACCGGCAGUACUGGCUAUGGCCAGGACUUUACAGACGGCAUCUGCGGUGAAUGGGGUGGCCGGCCAUACGAGGACCUUGUCAAGGGCUUUGAGUACAUUGAGCAAAACCUCCACUACAUCGACACCACCCGAGCUGUGGCGCUAGGUGCAUCCUAUGGCGGCUACAUGAUGAACUGGAUCCAGGGGCAUCCACUCGGCCGCAAGUUCAAGGCGCUGGUCACUCACGACGGUGUAUUCAGCAUGACCUCGCAGCUAGCAAGUGAGGAGCAGUACUUCCCACUGCACGACCUGAAGGGCCCUAUCUGGAAAGUCCCCGAGAACUGGGCGAAGUGGGAUCCCUCACGGUUCACCGAGAAUUGGGCGACACCUCAUCUCAUCAUCCACAAUGAGCUGGACUACCGCCUCACUAUCGCAGAAGGCCUCGCCGCGUUUAACGUGCUGCAGAUGCGAGGUGUAGACAGUGCCUUCCUGACAUUCCCUGAUGAAAAUCACUGGGUGCUCAACCCGGAGAACUCUUUGUUGUGGCACCGUACCGUUUUGAACUGGAUCAACAAGUAUGCCGGACUUCCGCCGGUCUCAGAUGAACCCGAUCUUUCUUCAGGUGUUGCCAACUUGUCUCUCUAG